Molecule: messenger RNA, 5353 nt
Organism: Venturia canescens
Lineage: Eukaryota; Metazoa; Arthropoda; Insecta; Hymenoptera; Ichneumonidae
Product: tetratricopeptide repeat protein 14 homolog
Exons: 8
Coding region: 1886-4993 (1035 amino acids)
Molecular function (GO): protein binding
Source: RefSeq, a predicted model, not a curated record
UGUUCUCGUAUCGCGAUUGGUCUCUUGGUGAAAAAUCGAUAAAUCAAUUAUGAUUCAAAAAAGCCUCACGAUUCACUGCACUCGUGCAAUAAUUGUUCACCUUGAUUAUUUCAUUAUUUUCCGGCUCACUGAGUGUUACGUUUGAAAUCGAUCAUUGAAAUUUCGUUGGGAGACCAUUCAGUGAAAUGAGAAUAUGAAAAACGAAAAAAAAAACAAAAAAAAAAGUAUUAUGUUGAGGAGAUAUUUUACUGUGAAAUGUUUGAAAAACAAAUUAAAAUUUUAUUUUUCGAGUUCUUCCAAAUAUUGAAUAUCUGAAUACAUGUUUAUUUCACAAUUUUUGCAUAAAAAUUAUAACUCGAAUAAGUCAUUAUGAUGUAACAAUUCGACAAAUGGAAAAAUGAAGUAACAACUCAAUCACAAUAAAAUAUGACCUCAGGAGCCUCGAAGGACCUUGAGCCUUGCGGGCAAAAAUGAUUAAUGCAUCAUUUAAACUUGCAGCUUAUAUUGCGAAAAUUUCCACGCCAGAAAUAUUUUUGUCCGCAAAAACAUACAAAAAGAGUAUAAAAAUAAUAAUCGAAGGCGAGAAAGACCGAGCGAAAGAGAGAGAGAGGGAGAGAGAGAGAGAGAGGGAUUAAAGAAAAUUUUGUUUCCGUCUAUGGAUGAUAGACUCAGGGUGAAAAUUUGUUUUAACGCACCGCAAAAAACCGAGAGAAUUAAAGUGAAAAUUCUUUGUACACGUCCAAUCGAGAUAGGCUGUGCGAUUUUAUUUUAAGAGAAGCGAGAGAAAGAGGGAAAGCACAAAAAAGUCAGAUUACCGAAUGAAUAUAGCAUUAAAAAGAAAUUAAUUAAAUGCGUCUUAACGUGUAAGAAAGGGAUAUGCAACCGGUACUUUAUAUAUUUUAAACGUGUUUAAUGUUGGUACGAGGCAUCUUGUUAAUGGCGAAAAUGCGGAUAUCUUGGAUCCAAAUGUCGAUAUACAUGAGACUUUUUUUUUAAUCAUAAGAAAAAAACUGUUCCUGUACCUGAAAUUGAAUGAGAAAAAUUUGGUUUGCGAUGAUGAGAAAACAUCGAAAUCGUAUUGUUCUUCAAUGAUGUAUUUUAGCAAAGAAUAAACUCCACAAUGUUCUUUGAUUUUUUUUUUACAUUCAAUUAAUUGGAACACUUCAUUUUUUGAAAUUGAAUUUGUCGGAGUUCGAUUGAAAUUUGAUGUGAAUUCGUGAUCAUUCAAAGAAUGUUGCCGUCAGAUUCAAAGAGGGUACAGUAGCAUUUCCAAAUAGUUAUGAAUAAUUAUAAUUUUGUUUGAAUUUUCUACAAGUCACAGCAACAAACAUAAAAGUCGUUGAUACUAGUUUCGAAUUUGACUGGAACACACGUACCAAUAAAGUAUUCUGAAACAGGAGCAGAACAAUAAAGCAGAAAUAAUGGUUGGACUUUUAAAUCAGGAAAUCUUCCUCUCGAGCACGAAUGGGAUAUUGAAUGACGAGAGUCGAAAAUAAAGAAGGAUGGAAAAAUACAAGAAUAUUGUAUGGAUAACCUGGGAAAGCAUCGAAUGUGGAUACUAAUGGUGGAUAUUCGAUUGUGCCGAAUUAUGGAAUCCCAAAUUUUUGCCAAUAACGGAGCCUCGUCCACACAUACCAAAUUAUUCUUUGUUUUGUUAAAUAUUUCGGAUGAUUGAAUUUUAUAAAAAAAAAAAAAAAAAAAAAGUCAUCUGGGAUUUUACGAAAGGAAUUAGGAAUGAGACGAAAAGAGUGAGAUUGAUCAACGUCCGAAUUUCACUUUGUCAUGUAGGAAAGCGUUGGACAACAAAGGACAGAGUUAUGAAACGAUCUUGACGAAUAGCACAGGAUUCAACAAUCCCAACAACAUUAAGUAUCUCAGUGACUUGAUGGGCCUGGGAAGAUUCAAUUAUUCGAACAUGGUGGGCUUGAGAGAGCGUUUCCCGCCGAACGAGUACGCGACUGAAUUGCGUCAGGCACAAGCAAGUAAAUGGGCAUUUCGUAGCGUAGCCGAAGGUAUUGAUCACUUCAAAGCAGGACGACAUUCAGAGGCGUUCCAGUGUUUGAACAAAGCGUUGACGGUGGAUCCAAAAAAUGUGGAAGGUUUGGUAGCACGGGGUGCACUAUACGCAAACAGUGGAAGUUUCAAAAAAGCUAUAGAUGAUUUCGAAACAGCGUUGAAAUUCAAUCAAACGCAUGCUAAUGCUCGUAAGUAUAUGGCUGAGACACUUGUCGCGUUAGGUCGGAGCUACGAGGACGAAAAGAAAUUUGAGGAUGCACAAAAGGCCUAUGAGAAUUGUUUGGCGAUCGCGCCUUACCACGAAGAAGCGAGAAAUUCCAUUGAGUACAUAAAAACUAAAACGCUGAAUACGACGACGUUGAAUCCCCUGGAGAAUUUCAAAUCGUUCGAUGCAGAGCCCGAAAUUGCUGAUCCCAAAAAGGACAAGAAAAAACGUAAGAAAGAGAGGAAAUCAAGAUCGAAGAAACGCCAAAGAUGGAGUUCCAGCUCGAGCUCCAGCUCAAGCGGCUCUUCGAGCUCGAGCACUUCUGAUUCUUCUAGCAGCUCUUCUUCUCCCAGUUCGGGAGGAAGAUCGGCCUCGAAAUCGCCGAAUCGUAAACGGAAACACAAGAAAGAUCAUCGCGGCUCUCUCUCGCCUUUGAGCAAGCGCAUGGCCCAGUAUAAUAAUCCGCCGGCUGCUUCGUCAACCUCACAGGACGCUCUCGGACCCGCAUCUUAUUCGAGUAAUUCCCGGGAAAAAACUGACGACUACGAGACGAGAGUACGCAAAUUUUUGGAACAAACCAAGGACGAUUCUGACUAUGAAGGCAAAGUACGCAAAUUUUUGGAAGAAACAGCACGCUGGAAACGCGAAAAGGAAAGGGAAAAGGAAAAGAAACAUUCCGAGACUGACAAGCUGAAGAAGAAAAAGAAAAAGGAGAAAAAGGGCAAAGAAAAGGACGAGAAGAAGAGCCGCAAGAAGAAGAAGAAAGAAGAGCGUAAAAAGCGUAAAAACAAAGACAAACUCGAGCGCGAUCUUGAGGCCUUGAAAAAGUCAUCGUUACCCGAUCUUGAACAAUUGGAAUCAAAGCUCAGCGCUUAUUAUGCCAAAGUUGAGAAAGAAACAGCGGUGCUCAAAAGGUAUGUAGCAUUGUAUAAUGACAUGCCUCCUUCCCCUCUUAGCAACGCGGAAAAGCUUGCUGAAAGCUCACGCAGAGAGGAAGAAGUUCGGCGGGAAAGAGAACGCGAAGAAUCGACGAAAUCUUAUCACGAUCGUGAAUCGCGCUCCAUCAGUUCCCAACAACGCAAGGAAAUUCAGAGGAAACCGCUGGGAGAUAUAUUCGAUCAGGAUUCGCAGUUGAUUCAUCCCGAACCAAAACUUGCUCCGUUAGAUACUGCCGCGCUCAAUGCCAAAUGGAAAGCGGCUCAGGCUGCGAGGCAAAAGGAGAGCCACGGCAAGUGGCAAGACACCGUGGGAAUGGGAGACAAAAAAGCGCACGCACAGGCUGACAAUGAUGAGGCUGGUGAGAACGAGAUGGACGAGAAAUUGCAACGAGGUUCGUUGGAUAAAUCGUUGAAUGUUCGAAAGCAGAUGCAACGAGAGUUAUCAGAAAAACGAGUGAGUCAAACGGGACAGGCGUCGCAAGUGCCAUUACCGAAGGAGCAGCCGCCGUUGCAAAAAGUGCAACAAGCUCCGAUAAAAUAUCCAACGCCGCAACCCCAAAAUAAAUUCUCUUCGUACAAAGAAAACACAGGCGGAGCAGCGCAAUCGGGAAUGGGCAAGUUUGGACCAAGCGUAACGGGAAAAUUCCAGCCGAUUGGACAAACGAGCAAUCCUCCGGAGCCACCGGGACCGAGGCCCACAUCUGCGAAAGGGCGUCGAGCGAGCAAAGGUCGAACAGACUCUGAGAGUGAACCUGAAAGAUCGAACAAUCGCCAGGUUACGAAGAAACGUGAAAGCGGAGCUCGAGGAAAUCAAAACAAACGAAACUCGAGCCGCGACCGGCCAGGAAAGCGCUCGAGAUCGCGUUCUCGAAGUGCUUCGAGCUCGGGAUCCUCGCGAUCACGAACCCCGAGGCGUUCGCGUUCGAGGUCAUACUCGAAUCGACGUUCGGGAAGUUACGAAAGAAAAUACAGUCGCUCGCAGUCAGGAACUUACAGUCGAUCGAGAUCAAGGUCCCGUUCUCGUUCGUAUUCCCGAAGUCGAACUCGCAGUCGUUCGGGAGACCGUGGCUAUUAUCGGAAGCGGCAAUUCCGGCCUUACAACAAUCGUGGCACUUAUUACAAGCCCAGAUUUCAGGGCUUCAACAAUCAGAAUCAUCGGGGCGGAAGCGGCGGAGGCAAUUUCCAAAAUCGUAAUCGCUUUUACAACAAUCAACAGCAACAACACAACAACAAUCGCUUUGGGAAUCGCCGGGGUUUCAAUAAUCGAGGUGGCGGCGGUGGAGGAGGUGGGGGUGGCGGAGGAAACAACGGUCAGCGCGGUGGACGCGGUAAUAAUCGCGGAGGUGGACGUUUCUUUCACAAUAACAAAGGAAACUUCCGUGAUUUUCGGGACAGAAGAGAUUUCCGUGAUCGACGCAACAAUUCCCGCGAUCGUUACAGCGACAGAAGUUAUUCCCCUGAUCCUAUGAGAAAGGUCGACGAGGCCAAAGAGAAAAUAAAUAAAAUGCUCGAAGGUGACGACUCCAACCGUAAUCAGAACAAUUCGCAUAAUUCUCCGACAGCCAAUUCUUCCCUACCUGCUACCGCCCCUCCGACAUCCAAAAGACAAGAUGGACCUUUGAGCGAAGGCGAGGAAAGGGACGACGAUGACUACGAAAGAUGGGCACCUCCAGAAUCCAACGAUGCCACCAUCAAGAGAGGAGGAGGAGGAAGAGGGGAAAAUGGCGCGGACGAGGAUAAUUUGGAUGAGGGAGAGAAUCGUUUCAUCGAACGUAUGAAAAUGCGAAGCAAGAGCGUCUUCAUUCAACGACACAUCGCCUCCAAGAUAUGGUAGAUGAAAUGAUAGUUUUUCAUCUCUCUCUUAUACACAUACACACACACACACAUUUAUAUGUAUUCGUCACGAAAACGAAAAAGUCGAUGGCAAUGAUUACACGAAUGAAAAUUCCGCAAGAACAAAAUCACGAGUUAAAGUUCUUAUCUCGUGGAUAUUCCUUCUCAAACCGUAGCUUUUGGUUUGAAAGAAUUUUCGAAUAAUAAAUAAAACAUUUUCGAUAGUGCUUUCUUUCGUUUUUGUUAUUCUGCUGCUAAAAAGCACCGUUCAUCUGUGAAAAAAAUGAAGUUGUGAAAUAAAAAGUCUUGACACUUGUCCCAUUUCGAUCACAGAGUGCUCGACAACACGCUAUCCCUGGUA